Anoplopoma fimbria (sablefish) is the source of this 11862-nucleotide messenger RNA. RefSeq names its product serine/threonine-protein kinase WNK2 (gene wnk3). NCBI's taxonomy places the organism in Eukaryota, Metazoa, Chordata, Actinopteri, Perciformes, Anoplopomatidae. Gene Ontology annotation, cellular component: cytoplasm; cytosol. The coding region runs from base 1 to 9249 and encodes 3082 amino acids. Gene Ontology annotation, biological process: negative regulation of sodium ion transport; intracellular signal transduction; positive regulation of potassium ion import across plasma membrane. Gene Ontology annotation, molecular function: chloride channel inhibitor activity; protein serine/threonine kinase activity; potassium channel inhibitor activity. The transcript has 24 exons. The record is from RefSeq and is a predicted model, not a curated record.
AUGGCUACUGACCCAGGAGAGCCCACAGGCACCGAGGACUCCUCGGAGAAACCUGAUGGGCAGAGGGAGGAGGACACGGAGCGGGAGGGCAGGGCCGACCCACAGAGGGAGAGGACAAACAGCAACCCCUCGGACUUCGAGGAUGAGGAGAACCUAGUCAGGCCGAUUUCAUCCUCCACGCCCUCCUUACCAGUCGACACUGGCCAGAAACGACUGAGGAGGGAGAAGCGCUUCUUCAGGAAGAGUGUGGAGAUUUGUGAGGAGGACGAUGAGGUGGAGGUGACCCCAGAGGCGCCCCACAGCGCCCCUCACCUGGAGCUGUGCUCCUCAGACUCAGUCUUCACCAGCAGUGCCCAGCAGCAAGGGGCUGCUUCAUCCUUUGCUGCCAUAGGCCAUGACCCAUCCUGCCCCAGCUCCACCCAGGAGCCGGGCAAGGACGCACCUUCCUCCACACCCACCCAGAGGGGGAAGGAGAGGGAUCGUGAGCAGGAGGAGGAGGCGGAGAUGAAAGCUGUCGCCACUUCUCCUGGAGGCAGGUUCCUCAAGUUUGAUAUUGAACUGGGCAGAGGAGCCUUCAAGACUGUGUAUAAAGGCCUGGAUACAGAGACUUGGGUGGAGGUGGCUUGGUGUGAACUACAGGACCGCAAGCUGACCAAAGCAGAGCAACAACGCUUCAAGGAGGAGGCCGAGAUGCUGAAGGGGCUCCAGCACCCCAACAUCGUCCGCUUCUAUGACUCCUGGGAGUCUGUGCUCCGUGGGAAGAAGUGCAUCGUUCUAGUCACUGAACUCAUGACUUCAGGAACACUCAAAACUUACCUGAAGCGCUUUAAAGUGAUGAAACCCAAGGUCCUGAGGAGCUGGUGUCGGCAAAUCCUGAAGGGCCUUCACUUCCUUCACACCAGGACUCCUCCAAUAGUCCACCGAGACCUUAAGUGUGACAACAUCUUCAUAACAGGCCCCACAGGCUCGGUCAAGAUUGGUGACCUGGGACUGGCCACUCUUAUGCGAACCUCCUUUGCCAAGAGUGUCAUAGGAACGCCAGAGUUCAUGGCUCCAGAGAUGUAUGAGGAGCACUAUGAUGAGUCUGUGGACGUCUACGCCUUCGGGAUGUGCAUGCUGGAGAUGGCCACUUCAGAAUACCCCUACUCUGAGUGCCAAAAUGCUGCUCAGAUCUAUCGCAAAGUCACAAGUGGUAUAAAGCCAGCCAGCUUUGAUAAAGUGAAUGACCCAGAAAUCAAAGAGAUCAUAGAAUUCUGUAUUCGUCAGAACAAGAAUCAGAGACUCUCCAUCCGAGACCUCCUGAACCACGCUUUCUUUGGGGAGGACACAGGGGUCCGGGUGGAGUUGGCAGAAGAGGACACGGGCACCCAGGACUGUCUGGCUCUCCGGAUUUGGGUUGAAGAGCCCAAGAAGCUAAAGGGGAAGCAUAAAGACAACGAGGCCAUCGAGUUCAGCUACGACCUGGAGAAUGAUAGCGCUGAGGAAGUGGCUCUGGAGAUGGUGAAGUCAGGAUUCUUCCAUGAGAGCGAUGCCAAGGUGGUUGGAAAAUCCAUCCGGGACCGUGUAAAUCUGAUCAAAAAGUCGCGGGAGCGUCGACAACAGCAGCUUCUUCAGCAGCAGCAAGGCUUGGAAGAAAAAAGAGACCCCUCUCUCACCUCCUACACCACUUCUCAUCCAUCCUGCCCAUCCUCACUGGGGCCAGGGGCACCUGGACAGACCGGAGGAGGAGGAGGAGGAGGAGGAGGAGGGCAGGAGUCUGAGGAGCUGCCUGAAGUGGACCAGCAUGUCAGGCAGCAACAUAUUUUCAGUGGGACAAACCUUAGUCUGCCAGCACCCAUUAAUGUUCCCACUACAUCCAUGUCAUUCAAUGAUCCGGCUGGACUAGGGGGGACCAUGGUGCCCCUCGCUCAGCAGACCCAACCCACUGCCACUCCCAUGCAGCUCACUGACAUCAUUCCCCAGGCAGCACCCCAGCAAACACAGCCUGCCAUGAUCCCUCAGCAGACUAUUGUCCAACAACAACAGAUAGGGAUGGAUCCCCAGACCACCACCCUUCAGCAGCAGCAACAGCAAAUGGAGGCCCAGGCCACUCUGCUCGAACAACAACAAGUUAGUGCGAAUCAGCCACCAACGGGACAUUAUCCACAGAGCCUUUCAGCUGUAGCUGUCCAGAAACAUCAACAUGAGCCUCAGCAGCAGAUCUAUGUACAGCAGCCUGUUCCUCCUGUCAACACAACUCCUCAGCAGCAAGUAUUACCUUCACAACCUGGUAUGGAGCAGCGAGCUAUGUCAUUGCCACAGCAAGGGGAGCUGCCUCAGACUUACAAACAGCAACCAACAGGGGAUCCUCAUGAACAGACCUUGAUACAACCGCAACUGCAACAACAGCUUCAGCAAACUCUGUUACAACAGCAACAAGCUAUACUGCUCGAGCAACAUCAGACAUACGUCCAGCAACAGCUUGAUCAGCAGCAACAAAAAGCACAGCUUCAACAGCAGCAGCAACAACAGGCCCUACUACAACAACAUCAACUGGACCAGCAGCAAGCAUUUAUACACAAGCAAUUGUUGGAUCAACAACAGCAGCAAGCUCUUAUUCAACAGCAACAAGAGAAGCAGCAGCAACAGCAAGGUCUUCAUCAGCUACAACAGAAAGCUCAGCUACAGCAACAGCAACAUGAGCAGCAACAAGUGCAACUCAAACAGCAGAUAGAGCAGCAACAGCAAGCUCUGUUGCAACAACAGUUCGAGCAACAGCGUCAGCAACAAGUCCUGUUACAACAUCAACAAGCAGAGAGAUUACACCAACAGGCUUUUAUACAGCAACAGAUCCAGGAGCAGCACCAACAAGCAGCCAUUAUUCAACUUCAGCAAACUGAGAAGACGGAGGCUGUCCCUAUUCCACAAAGUAACAGUAAGCAGCAGAUUCAGCAGCAGCCAACUGAUGUGCAGCACAUGUGCAACCCAAAACUAAACGCCACUCAGUUUACACCUCAUACCGCUCUGACGCAGCAGCAAGUGAUGGAGCAACAGCAGCAAGCAGCAUUGAUCCAGCAGCAGCAAGCAUUUGUUGCCCAGCCGCAGCACCACACCUCUAUAAUGGAACCUCAUAUUCCAGCCGGCACCGAAGUGAUUCAGCAACAAACUCAACAGUUACCACAGGCCCAGGUCCCCAUGGGCAUUCAGACUGCGCACAUCCCUGUUCAGACAUCCGCUGCUGUUCCAGCUCAAGUCCUUACCCAGCAAGGACAAAGUGAGGCUCGUCCCCAGAGCCAGGUCCCAGUCCAGUUUAUAGCCCAGUCAACAGUCCAAGCAGCUCAAGCUAUGAUUGAGGCCCAAGUAUCUCCUCCUGCGCCAGUGAUCCAGCAACAGACUCACGUCAUACAGACCCAACAAAUUCCUCUACAGACUAGUUACCCAGGACCUGCCCCACUCUCACAGAGCCAGGUAACUGCUCAGCCAUUAAUCCAGACUCAGCCUCUGCACCUGACAAUUGGUCAGUCCCAGCCGCCACAUGCUCAGGGCCCAACUGUGGACAUUCAGAUGAUGGGCCAGCAAAGCCAAGCUACUGUCCAUCCUCCAGCUGCAAUUACCUCAAUGCCCAGUCAGAUCCAACACGAGACUCUUGUUCAGCAAAAUGCUCAAAUACCAGGACUCAUGCAGCCCCAGCUCCAUCAACAAACUCAAGGCCCGUCACCUUGCCAGAUGCAUGCUCAGGCUCCUGCUGGCCUUUCGACCCCUCAGUAUGUCUCUCAGCCGACCCACCAAGCCAUGCCAGCUGUGCAACAGGAUGCAACUCAUAUUACACAACAGCAGCAGCAACAAGAGACAGUUCUGCAGUAUCAACAGAUGAUUCUGUCUUCUGGCUCAGCUGGAAGUGUUGGAACAACAACAGAUCAUUGUCUCAAUUCUGUAGCUGACCCUGCAAACUUUGUUGCCAUUCCUCAUCCUCUGCCGCAGGCUGGACAGGUCUAUGUUCAAGGCCAAACAACACCACAUCCAGUUGUUCAGGCCCAGCAGCAACCCCUAGGAGGCACUGCUGACUCUUCAGUCGUUCAGUCCAUCUCCAAGCCUCCUAUGCCUCAGUCUACUCUGCAAUACCAGCAACAGCUACAGAAGCUAUCUCAAGUGCAGCAACCACUAGCUCCGCCUCCUGCACAGGCCCAGUUACUGGCACAGCCCAUCCAAGCUCCCAUACAGCAACCACUUCCUAUGCAGCAGGCUUUGAUAGCCCUUGACGAGGGUCAGCUGCCCCGUGUCCAGUGUCCACCUGCUUCACAUCUGAUGACCCAUCCUUCUGCACAGAUAGUGGCAGGCGCCCCUCCAUCUGUGCAGCACCAAGCCAAGCAGAUGCUUCCAGCUCACACACACUCACAAACCAGCAUUCAGGGCCAAACAAACUCUCAAAUGCAGACACAAGUUCAGACACAAGUUCAGACGCAGGCUCAUUUUCACACACAGACACACACUGAGGCACCUAUUGCUGAACAGCCUGUUCUACCCCAUGCUGUCUUGCUGCUGGCACAACAAAUGCCCCUCAGCCCGUCUCAUACCUCAUGUCCCCCAACAUCCCUACCAUCUCUUCCAUUCCUACCAUCCCACCAUCCCGCUGCUUUCCCUGUGCCAGAGCUGCCUACAUCUCCGCCAGCGUCCGAGGUAACCUUACCAGGGCAGGCCGACUUUAUACCCACCUCCCCUCCUCCUGUCACUGCUCUACAAUCGCUUGACUCUAAUGCCCCCAAACUGCCCCAAGCCUCGCUCCAAGACUGUGACCUUUCCCUGCUGGGCAUUGCUCAGGAUGGUCCGUACCUGUCAAGUACAGAAGGUCAUUAUUCAUUAGGGUCUGUUCCAGCUAACGGAGAAGAAAGUUUUCAGCUCUUAGCCAAUGGGAAGUUAGAGAAAUUAAAGACUCAAAGAAGGGCUUCCUGUCAGAGGUUGGAGAAAGUUUCACAUCAGUUUCAACUGAGCAUGCUCCAGGUGUCAGGCAGUGGGGACAACAUGGUGGAAUGCCAGUUGGAAACCCAUACCAACAAGAUGGUGACAUUUAAGUUUGACAUUGAAGGGGAUGCACCAGAGGACAUAGCAGACUACAUGGUGGAGGAGGACUUUGUCCUUGGGGAAGAGAAAGAAACAUUUGUUGAAGAGCUUAGAGGCAUAGUUAAGAAAGCUCACGAAAUUCUUCAAACACAUUCACAGACUGGAUCAACUGACCAGUUGCAUGUGAGCACUCCCACUAGCUCUUCAGCGGACUCAGUGCCCCAUUCCUCUCCAGUGGGACGCUGGCGCUUCUUUAUCAACCAGACCAUCCGCCAUAGAGACUCUCUAUCAAGUCAGGGAGCAGGAACGCCUCCACCCACUACAGAGAUGAGGAUACCUCAGUCUCCUACAACAGAGAGAGAAAGUGAAGGAUCCCUGAGUCUGGAGUCCUUGACAGGCAUGGCCUUUCCCCCCUGCCCCACCCUUUCUGCCACCUCCCCUCCAGUCUCCACUGUCUCAGCCCCUGCCUCAAUGGUCCCCUCAGCCACCACUAACCCGACUCCUCACACAACUGCCUCUGAAAGCAUUUCUGCACCGGCCUCCACUCUCGAGGCUUCUUACCCUGUAACUGCUCCAGGUGGUCUUGAACUGCCAGUCCUCACCUCGGCUUCUGUUGACCAAUUUCGCAAUGUUCCCUCAUCCAUAGCAAUACCUGCUGCUGCUAACUUCCCCAACUUGUCCACUGCUCCUAUUGUUGUGUUUCCCGCACCCACCACCAUUCUCCCUGAUGUCCUCACAUCUCCUGGAAGCAGUGGUUGCUCCACUGUAGGUCAAAGUAUAGGGGAUACAGUGACAACUGCUCAAAGGUCAUGUGUGCCUGCAGCGGACCAGUCGUCAACCUCUUUUCAUUCCCCUCCUCCUGCUGCUGCAGUGACCUCUUCUGCAGUAAGCCAACUUGGCAUGGAACAGCAGCAGACUCUCGCUCAGGGGGCCAAGCCAGCCCCACAACAAGCUCAACUACCGCAGCCACAACUACAACCUGCAUUACAGCAACAGGUACCAGUAGUUCAACAGCAACUGCAGGCAGAGCAGCUUGAACAACAGGCACAACAGUUACAGCGGGAAACACCACAGCAACAACAGCAAUCCCAACAUCAAGUGUACCAAGAACAAAUUCAGCUGCAGCAGGAACGGGCUCUGCAACAGUCUCUCCAGCAGUUACAACAUCAGCAACUAAUGCAGCAACAGAUACCACUUCAACAACAGAUGGCUGAGGUGCAGGUGUUGCCUCAGACCAGACAUACAGAGUUGUUACAGUCUGCGCCUCUUCAGCAGUUUCUGCCACCAAUGUCCCUACAGCAGACCCAACAACCCCUUCUCCAACAGCAAACACCACAGUAUACCCCACAGUUACUGCAGCAGCCUCAGUUACAACAGAUACCGCAGCAAGUUAUGGCACCCCAAGCUGCUGUAGUGCCUCAACAGCAGGCCCACAUUGAUCCCCAGCAGCAGCAACAGUUGAACCUGCAACAGACAAUACACUUCCAGCAACAGCAAAUGGUGCAACAGCAGCUACAGCAGCAGCAACAUCAGCUGUUUAUGGGUGCUGAUCAAGGCCAAAUGCUACCCCUGUCAAUUAGUCAACAGUUUCUUCAACAACAGGCACAGCUAAGUGUUAACCCUGUACAGCAACAGCAGAUUCCACAACAAACCCAGAGCCCUGCUGAGCUGGUACAACAACACAUACAGUAUCAGAAACAGCUGCAACACACUGAGCAGCAACAAGAGAUGGUUCAAGCCGUGGACACACCCCAGAAACAGCAGCAGCUCCCACUGCAGAAGCAGUCCUCUUUACAGAUAUCCGAGUCAGAGGCGUCCACGGGAGAGACCAGUUUUACAGAGGACACAUGCAGCUACUCCACCCCUUUUCACCCUUCCUCCGACUCCUCUCUCCCGCCUCUUCAACUGGCCACCACUGAAGCCCCCGUACCAGCUCUCUCCCUCCCAAUGACACCAUCCCCUGCUCAGCCUUCCUCUGUGGCCGAGUCAGACAGUGAAGGCCCCCCCAAAAUUGAAUUUGUAGACAAUCGCAUAAAGACUCUGGAUGAAAAGCUGAGGAACUUGUUAUAUCAGGAGUACAGCAGCGGGGCGGCCCCGGCCUCUGGCCCCACAUCGGCUGCCUCCACAUCAGCAGGAGGAGACGAGUCAUCUGAGCCACAAUCGCUCCAUCACUUGUCUUUCCACCCACCUGCCUCCUCUUCCGAUACUUCCCCUCACUCAUCAUCCUCCUCUUCUUCCCCCACCACCUCCCGUUCCUCCUCUACCUCCCCUGACCCAGAGAGAGAUGGCACAGGAGGGAAAGCUUUCUCAGAAGUGCCCAACUUUGCGGAGAUGGGCCCCGUGGAGCAACAGCCUGGCCCAUCUGUUCCCUCCACCUCUGCCUCGUCCACCCCGCCUACCUCUCUCCUGCCUCCCAAUCAGGAUGAAUCGGCUGGGCCCCAGCGUCCACCUGUACCAGGAGAACCGACCAUACUUGCUGUACCCCCACACUCUGACACCAGUACCACUGGAGACGCAUCGUGGCCCCCCAAUCAGCACCCGAUCCCCCUCCGGCAUGGACACCAGAAGCACAAUGCAGGAGGUGGAUAUUUUGGCCUAAACCUGACAUGUCCUAGUAUCAGAAAUCCUGUUAGCAAGAAAUCCUGGACUCGCAAAUUCAAAAACUGGGCAUGCAAACUGCGCCACUCCGCCAGCUUGUUCAAGAAGCCCAGAGUCCAGCAAGACGGAAGUUCCAGCAGUCAGACACUUAGAGAGGAGAAGGAGGCACCACCGCCAAAUCCACCUCAUUCACGCAAAGGACGAUUUCAGGUGACUCCAGUGACCCAGUCCUCUCCCCCGAAGGCUGCGCCAUCAGGCCACGUUAGCUCUCACAGGAAAGUGGGCCGCUUCUCUGUAACCCAGGCUGAGACUAAGAAAGAGGACAGGCAUACUGACAGCUCCCCUGUGUCUCCUGUUUUGGAGAGGGAGAGAAGGAGAUCUCGGGCAAAGGACAGCGAGAAAGAUGAAAGUAAGAGGACCCCAGCAAUGGCUCACCUGCCUCGAGGUCACGGACACAGCCACUCACCCCUGGGCAGCAGCGAUGAUGACGAUGAGUGUGAGAUGGAGGAUGAAGACCUCAGAAAAGAACUACACAAGCUCAGAGAGAAGCACAUCAAAGAAGUGGUAUCCCUUCAGUCCCAGCAGAACCGAGAGCUGCAGGAGCUGUACAGACAGCUGCGUUCCCUCAAAGACCAGCGGCAGAGUCUGCCUGUCUCUCUGUCCCGAAUGACUCCUCUUCCCACGGGACCUCCUCUCCUCUCUCCUCGAAGGCCCAGGCCUGCCAAAAUGAAACUCCGGCCCCGGCCUCACUCUCACAUGGAUAACAACGGAGUUACACACUCUGGGAUUCAGCAGUCAAGUAGUUUCUCGGGUGGUGAACAGAGUAGACUGCUUCUAUACUGCAGCCCAGAGCACUGCACUUCACUGCCUGCUAAAAGAGAUCACAGUCCUCUUAGAAAAAGCACAUUCACAGAUGAACUGCACAAGCUGGUUGAUAAUUGGACGAAGGACGCGGUGGGCCCCGCUCUGCCCAAGCCUUCGCUGAAUCAAAUUAAGCAGAUUCAGCAGGUGCAGGAGUUGGGAGGCUGGAGCCAGCCGGCUGAGGUGGCUCCACCAGGUUGGUUUUCAGUUGCACCACUGAACCCCGCGGCACCUCCGACCCCUACCAGCUUGCCUGUGGCAGCCCCUUCCCAAUACACAGGCGGAGGAAGCCUGUCCAACCUGCACUCUCCGGGGGCCCCACCGCAAACGCACAUGGCUCAAGUUCCACAGAUGCAGCAAAGUUUACACCUCCAUCAGUCUCUCCCCCUCCAGCAGAUGACCUAUCAGCAGUCCCAAAUCCAGCAGGUCCCGCAGCCCCAGGUGCAACCUCCCGUUCAGUCCCAGUCACUAUCACAGACACAACCCGUCACCCAGCUGCCCCAUUUACAACCUCAAGGCCAACCGCUGCUGCCUUCCCAAAUGCCCACAUCUCCGGUGUCCACGGCCACGUCUCUGCUGCAUGGCAGUGGCACCACUGCACCUACAGAUAGCACGGCUGCUGCUGGGGGGGCAUUUUGUUCCUGUUCUUCUUCUUCAACCUCUUCCUCCUCUUGCUCUACUGCUGCUCUACCUUCCAGUGCCAAAAUUCACCCAACACCCCAAACCUCUACUCUUCCUCUGGGACAGAAGUAAAACCAAGGUAAAGAGUAAGGUCAAUAUGAAGGUGCAAAAGAUGGAAACACUAAGUGGAUCAGGAUGUAAAGCAGAUCCCUUUGGAGUGCUUGUUCUGUGUAUGAAUGAGGGAGUUGAGUCUGCAAUGAAUAUAUGGAUUCCAGUGUACUUUAUGAUGAGAUGGGGAGUGAAUGUGAGAGACGAUAGAUUAUAGUAUGUACAGACAGUGGGGGUAACAUGGAACACAGCGGCUGGGGUUUAUGAAUCAUGAUAUGUUUGGGUGUUGAGAUGUAUAAAUUCUUAAAUGAAUGAGUGUGUGUGUGUGUGUUUAUGUGCGUGAGUGUUUAUUGAGUAUCCGAGUACAUAUCCCUUUUGUCCCUUUAUGGAAAUUAACCUUCAUGUUUUUGUUUUCAAACCGAGACAGUUGGACCUGAACUCUCCCUAAGCAGAGACAAUAAGGACAAAAUAUUUGACAGUGUGUUUAAUUUGUCAAUGCUUACAGUAAAAGGACUAUCAAUUUAAAAAGUGCAAUUAGUAAUGGUCAUCUAAAUUGAUCAGCAUGUAUUGUAUGGAUUUGUCUGUAAGGCAUAAAAUAUUUUUGUAAAAGCACAUUGAUGAAAACCAGACAUAUAGAAGAUCUUCUCAUAACCAUUUCAUGAAACUCUAGGCCUACAGCACAGGGCGUUUCAGUGGACAAUGAAUAACCCACAGCAUGUUAGUAGAGAAAGGCAAAGUUCUGGUUACAGUCAUUGCAAAAAGCAACCAAACACACUGUUGCAGUGUUGUUCAGCAUGUGCUUCAUUUUUAUUAAUUUGUUUUGCACUCGUAACACAGUGAGUGAUGUGAUAAAAUUCAGAUAAAUUACUGAUAUGAAAUAUUUCAUCUGUGUUCUGUGGAUACUUGGGUACACUCAGCCCAAGACUGCAUGACCUCAUGACUAACUUGACUUGCCAGACUGCACACAGCUUGAACUUGCUGUAUAUUGAUGAAUCUCAUAUUUAGUAUUUGCAGCCUACUGAGAAUUUGUCAGUCAUGAGUAAAUUGUCUUUCAAUACAUUUGAUAUUUUCGCUUGCUGUUCGGGCUCUGCAUAUCAAAGUAUAUCACAGUGUCAUACUGAGGAAGAAGAUGAAAAAGAAAAAAACUGCCAAGUAUUGCCAUUAUUGUCUGGGGAGACCAUAUGGGUUAUACCCAUAUUGCCUUUUUAAAAUGACUGCAUUUUUUGUGGGUGUGUGAGUGUAUAUUUUUUCGGUGUGACAAAGCUUUGUGAUAGUCGCUUUUAUUCAAAGCGGCCUCUCAAACGUCUCUUUACCCAAACUAAAAUGUUUACCCUGCCAAUGUUUUGGGCUUGUUUCGUCAAGAAACACAACAAGUGAGAGGUUAGUCCGUAUAAUGGAUGUAAGCUUGAUGUCCAACACUGUUUUCAGAUCCUCUCUUGCCUAUUUGCCAACUUUAUUUGGCACUGGACAAAUUCCUUGUUUCAAUUGUAAACUAUUUAGUCUUUGACCAUAAGGCUGUCAGUUUGAAUGCAUAACUGUGGGCCAUAAUUGUGCUUUAAGCACAUUGCAAAAGGUUUACUCAAGUCAGAAAUGUCCCAUUUCUCUAUUCUUAAGCACUUAAUUUGUAGAUGUAGAGACACAGAGUAAUAUAUCAGCAGUGGAUAUAUUACUGCACAUUUUAUUUGGUCAUCAGUGCGAUUAUCCAAACACACAUUUGACCAACAACAGUCAGGCGUUAAUACACUCUUUGACAUAAUAGGUAGCCUGUAGACAAAGCAGCAUUUGUGUUUUAUUAAUGAUAGAAAGACUGUGUGACACUGAAAAAAAAAACCCAGAUCGUUCUGGUAGUUGAAGACUGCUACAUGUGAGUCAGAGACAUUUAAAACAUGAAUGGUUAGGGAGGAGGAGUUUGUGCUAAAGGGUACGGUUAUUCAGAAACUGCAUAAUCUAGAAUAUAACAAAGAUUUUCCACAUUGUCACAGAGAUGUAGUUCAUAAUUAGUGAAGGUGAGAUACUGUGCUGUCAUGUCUGAUACUAACAUGUUGACUGCAAGCUACAGCCUAAUAAUCAUGAUUCAUGAUGUGGAGCUGGCUUUGUCCUUGAAGUGUUACCAAAAUGUUAUCUACAAGAUAAAGAUUAUUUUUGUAUUUUGAAAUGGGGUUGUACAAAUUGUAAUAUUGUGUUCACAUUAUUAUAAAUCUGAGGUUCUUUGAAACUAGAACACUGGUUUUCAUCCGUGUUUACAUGGGACUUCCCUAUCUUGAUAUACCUCUCUGAGUCCUGACAGGCCAGGGUCAUAUAAGAAUAUAUUAUGAGACGUUUUGGUCAUUUUUGACAUCUUAUUCCAGUUUUGAACCAUGACAACCUGAAAGAUACAUAACAUACUUACAUGAGUUUUCCUAUUAGGCUGCAGGUCGGAUUUAAUUCACUCACAAAUUAAUAUAACAAAAUACUGGGGAGUCCCACGAUGGCAUGACUGAGAACCAAUGAUAAAUGGACAUUUGGGCAGAGAAACCUCUAAAAAAUUAAGUAUGUUGCUGGUGAUUUAGCCUCUGUAAAUUGCAACUAAUUCAACUGUUGAUUUUAUUUAUGUUUUGUAACUAAUCAAAAUAAAUGAUGUUAAACAUCAAAGUAAAA